GCUGGCUUUUAUUUUGAAGGUUUUGUCAUUGCUAUAGGAAAAUGAUGUCAUAAUUUGUGCUGCUGGCAGAAUAGUAGUGCAGAGGUUAGAAAAGGGAAACAAUACAGUUGUCGUCAUCAUGGCAGACCCUUGGAAAGAGUGCAUGGACCACUGCCUUGAGGUGACCAAAGAGGCUGGGAAGAUGAUCCAAGAAGCGUUGCAGAAGGACAUCUCCAUCAUGCAGAAGAGCUCCCCUGUGGACCUGGUCACUGAGACCGACCAGAAGGUGGAGCAACUCAUCAUCUCCUCCAUCAAGGAGAAGUUCCCCACACACAGUUUUAUAGGUGAAGAGUCUGUAGCGGCGGGAGCAACCAGCAACCUAACUGACAAUCCCACCUGGAUCAUUGACCCCAUUGAUGGGACCACCAACUUUGUCCACAGAUUCCCCUUUGUCUCUAUGUCGAUUGGUUUUGCUGUGAAGAAAGAGAUAGAGUUUGGCAUUGUCUACAGCUGCCAAGAGGACAAGAUGUACACAGCACGGAAGGGGAAAGGGUCAUUCUGUAAUGGAGAACCCAUCAAAGUGUCUGGGCAGGAAGACAUCACCAAGUCCUUGGUCCUGACAGAGAUGGGCUUUAAGAAGGAUCCAGAGCACUUCAAAACCAUGAUGGGAAACAUCGAGACAAUCCUCACCAUCCCUGUACACGGCAUCCGCUCGCCGGGCAGUGCGGCAGUCAACAUGUGCCUGGUGGCGUGCGGUGCGGCUGAUGCCUACUACCACAUGGGCAUCCACUGCUGGGACAUGGCUGGAGGAGCUGCCAUYAUUAGAGAGGCUGGGGGUGUCAUCAUGGACAUCUCAGGAGGCCCAUUUGACCUGAUGUCCAGGAGGCUGAUCAUUGCCAGCAGCAGAACCAUCGCAGAGCGCAUCUCCCAAGUGAUAAAAGCAUUCCCUGUAGGAAGGGAYGACAUCGAGGGAUAGAGUACCAUCACAUGCACGCACAGAGGGAAUGACAGAUGGCUGCAGGUGCCAUCACAUGCACACCCAGCAGGAAGCACCCAGCAGUACACACAUACACACAUUUAGAUGAGUCAGGAUCCUCUCUGUGCCUUAAUUGUUAAACUGGUGGUAUUAACCUUUCUCUGAAUGCACCUCAGUGGAUUUGCGAAAACCUAUCAAUGAAGACCAACUUUAUUCAUUUAAUUGACUGUUUGCCCCUCAAGGGCUUUGACUUUCAUCUCAUUUUUGGGGGGUAUUUAAGUGAGAACAAGAUUAGGAAAUGUGGUCAUUGUAGACCAAGACAUUUUCUGUCUCAAUCAUACACCACAUGGCCAAAGGUAUGUGGACACACCUUCAAAUUUGUGGAUUUGUUUAUUUUAGCCACACUCAUUGCUGACAAGUGUUUAAAAUCAAGCACACAGCCAUGCAAUCUCCAUAGACAAACAUUGGCAGUAAAAUGGCCUUACUGAAGAGCUCAGUGACUUUCAACGUGGCACUGUCAUAGGAUACCAUCUUUCCAAUAAGUUAGUUUGUCAGAUUUCUGCUCUGCUAGAGCUGCCCCGGUCAACUGUAAUUGCUGUUAUUGUGAACCAUUGUGUCUAGGAGCAACAACG
Messenger RNA from Salvelinus sp. IW2-2015, 1587 nucleotides. RefSeq names its product inositol monophosphatase 1. Gene Ontology annotation, molecular function: inositol monophosphate 1-phosphatase activity. The record is from RefSeq and is a predicted model, not a curated record. NCBI's taxonomy places the organism in Eukaryota, Metazoa, Chordata, Actinopteri, Salmoniformes, Salmonidae. Gene Ontology annotation, biological process: inositol metabolic process; signal transduction; phosphatidylinositol phosphate biosynthetic process.